Gamsiella multidivaricata is the source of this 1206-nucleotide messenger RNA. RefSeq names its product thiamine diphosphate-binding protein. The transcript has 4 exons. Gene Ontology annotation, biological process: branched-chain amino acid catabolic process. The record is from RefSeq and is a predicted model, not a curated record. The coding region runs from base 1 to 1206 and encodes 401 amino acids. Lineage: Eukaryota; Fungi; Mortierellomycota; Mortierellomycetes; Mortierellales; Mortierellaceae. Gene Ontology annotation, molecular function: oxidoreductase activity, acting on the aldehyde or oxo group of donors, disulfide as acceptor.
AUGAAGAAAGACAGAGUCAAAGUUCAGUUCCCUGGUGCGAUUGACAGCCACUUCUCGCAGGUGCUUGAAAUCCGUGAAAAGAUGGAUCCCAUCGACACUUUCCGCGUCAUGGACACAGAUGGCAAGGUCCUCGAUCCCUCCCUGGAGCCUGAUGUCACGGAGGAGUUCGCUGUCAAGAUCUACAAGGAUAUGCUGACGAUGAAUGCCUUGGAUCUGAUCCUGUACGAGGCACAGCGUCAAGGACGUAUCAGUUUCUACAUGACCAACGCUGGAGAGGAGGCCGCCGUCGGGAGUGCGGCCGCUCUCGAUCCAGAAGAUGAGAUCUUUGGCCAGUACCGUGAGGCCGUGACCCUGUUGUACCGUGGCUUCACCUUGGAUCAGUUCAUGAAUCAGUGCUACUCGAACGUGUUGGAUCUGGGCAAGGGUCGUCAGAUGCCUAUGCACUUUGGUUCAAAGGCUCUUCACUUCCAGACCAUCUCCUCCCCUCUGGCCACACAGUUGCCCCAGGCCUCCGGCGCCGCCUAUGCGAUUAAGCGCUCUGGCCGGAAGAACUGUGUCAUGUGCUACUUUGGAGAGGGAGCCGCCUCUGAGGGAGAUUUCCAUGCGGCCUUGAACAUUGCUGCCACCACCUCUUGCCCCGUUAUCUUCUUCUGCCGAAACAACGGUUUCGCUAUCUCCACACCUGCGAAGGAGCAGUACAAGGGCGACGGUAUUGCGAGCCGUGGUGUCGGUUACGGCAUGCACACGAUUCGUGUCGAUGGCAACGACGUCUGGGCGGUCUACAAGGCCUCGCAGGAGGCCCGCAAGAUCGCGGUCGAACAACACAAGCCCGUCUUAAUCGAGGCCAUGACCUACCGUGUCGGCCAUCACUCGACCUCGGACGAUUCGUCUGCCUAUCGGUCCAAGAAGGAGGUCGAGGACUGGAAGAGGAACGAUAACCCUAUCGUCAGGAUGCGCAAGUGGCUCGAGAAUAAGGGCUGGUGGGAUGAGACUAAAGAGACUGCCUUCAAGUCUCAGCAGCGCUCUGCUGUCCUCAAGAGCUUUGCCGCCGCAGAGAAGAGAAAGAAGCCUGCUGUGUCUGAGAUGUUCAAUGAUGUCUAUGACAAGAUGACGCCAACCUUGAUUGAGCAGAAGAAGGAGUUGGAGGGGCUGAUCAAGAAGUACCCAGAGCAUUACGACACCUCAGACUAUGCAAAGGAGCACUAA